This is a messenger RNA of Nycticebus coucang (slow loris), 1815 nucleotides long. Its product is annotated as protein O-linked-mannose beta-1,4-N-acetylglucosaminyltransferase 2-like. Lineage: Eukaryota; Metazoa; Chordata; Mammalia; Primates; Lorisidae. Gene Ontology annotation, molecular function: protein binding; protein O-acetylglucosaminyltransferase activity. Gene Ontology annotation, biological process: protein O-linked glycosylation via mannose. Gene Ontology annotation, cellular component: endoplasmic reticulum. The record is from RefSeq and is a predicted model, not a curated record.
AUGCAUCUCUCAGCAGUGUUCAACGCCCUCCUGGUGUUGUUGCUGGCGGCUGUCCUGUGGAAGCAUGUGCGGCUGCGGGAGCACGCGGCCGCUUUGGAGGAGGAGCUGGCCCUCAGCCAACAGGCUGCAGAGCCAGCCCCAGCGCUGAGGAUCGACUACCCCAAGGCGCUGCAGAUCCUGAUGGAGGGCGGCACACACAUGGUGUGCACAGGCCGCACACACACGGACCGCAUCUGCCGCUUCAAGUGGCUCUGCUACUGCAACGAGGCCGAGGAGUUCAUCUUCUUCCACGGCAACACCUCUGUCAUGCUGUCCAACCUGGGGUCCCGGCGCUUACAGCCAGCCCUGCUCGACCUGUCCACCGUGGAGGACCACAGCACCCAGUACUUCAACUUUGUGGAGCUGCCCGCCGCCUCCCUGCGCUUCAUGCCCAAGCCAGUGUUCAUGCCCGACGUGGCCCUCAUCGCCAACCGCUUCAACCCCGACAACCUCAUGCAUGUCUUUCACGACGAUCUGCUGCCGCUCUUCUACACACUGAGGCAGUUCCCUGGCCUGGCCCAUGACGCCCGGUUCUUCUUCAUGGAGGGCUGGGGCGAGGGCGCACACUUCGACCUCUACAAGCUCCUCAGCCCCAAGCAGCCUCUCCUGCGGGCACAGCUGAAGACCCUGGGCCGGCUGCUGUGCUUCUCUCAUGCUUUCGUGGGCCUCUCCAAGAUCACCACCUGGUACCAGUACAGCUUUGUCCAGCCCCAGGGCCCAAAGGCCAAUCUCCUCGUCUCGGGGAAUGAGAUCUGGCAGUUUGCACGGUUCAUGACAGAAAAACUGAAUGUGAGCCAGGUGGGAGCCCCGGGCGAGUCGUACAUUCUGGUCUUUAGCCGCACCCAGAACAGACUCAUCCUGAAUGAGGCAGAGCUGCUUUUGGCACUGGCCCAGGAGUUUCAGAUAACAGUGACAGUGUCCUUGGAGGACCACACCUUUGCAGAUGUUGUGCGGCUGGUCAGCAAUGCCUCCGUGCUAGUCAGCAUGCAUGGGGCUCAGCUGGUCACCACCCUCUUCUUGCCCCGUGGGGCAACUGUGGUUGAGCUCUUCCCAUAUGCUGUCAAUCCUGACCACUAUACCCCAUGUAGGACACUGGCCAUGCUGCCUGGCAUGGACCUCCAGUAUGUAGCCUGGCGGAACAUGAUGCCAGAGAACACAGUCACACACCCUGAGCGGCCCUGGGAUCAGGGAGGCAUCACCCACCUGGACCGGGCUGACCAGGCUCGUAUCCUGCAAAGCCGUGAGGUCCCACGUCAUCUCUGUUGCCGGAACCCCAAGUGGCACUUCCGAAUCUACCAGGACACCAAGGUGGACAUCCCAUCCCUCAUUCAAACCAUACGGCGUGUGGUGAAAGGUCAGCCAGGGCCACGGAAACAGAAGUGGACAGUCAGCCUGUACCCCGGCAAGGUGCGGGAGGCGCGAUGCCAGGCGUCGGUGCAGGGAGUCUCAGAGGCCCGCCUGUCCGUCUCUUGGCAGAUCCCGUGGAACCUCAAGUACCUGAAGGUGCGAGAGGUGAAGUACGAGGUGUGGCUGCAGGAGCAGGGCGAGAACACCUAUGUGCCUUUCAUCUUGGCCCUGCAGAACCACACCUUCACAGAGAACAUCAAGCCCUUUACCACCUACCUGGUGUGGGUCCACUGCAUCUUCAACAAGACCCUCCUGGGACUCUUUGCAGAUGUGCUGGUGUGCAGCAUGGAGCAAGAGGGCCACCCAGGCCUCAGGAGGUGGCUCCUCCAGCCAUCGUCCUCAGGCCCCCUGAGCCCCGCUGUGCUAUAA